AUGGCUUCUCCCAAUCCAACUUUAAACCUGCCCCGGGUCCUCUGCCUGCACGGCGGAGGUGUCAAUGCCGCCAUCUUUCGAGCACAGUUUCGGGCUUUCCUCAAUCACGAGAAACUCAAAAACCGAUUUCGGUUUGUGUUUGUCGAUGCACCUUUCUUUUGCGACGAAGGAGUUGGCGUCUACCCGGUGUAUUCAGAUUGGGGACCGUUUCGAAGGUGGUCGAGGUGGCUUGACACGCAUCCUGAAAUCGAUCCCGCAGCUUGCGCCUACGAGAUUGAGUACACCAUCGAGCGAGCUAUGGAAUCCGACGAAGGCACGGGUGAAUGGGUCGGUGUCCUCGGGUUCAGCCAAGGUGCCAAGCUGGCCGCGAGUUUGCUCUACGAGCAGCAGCUGCAAGGGAAGCCUGGUCCGUGGAAGUUCGCAGUUAUUCUAGCAGGACGCGCGCCGCUAGUGAGCCUCAACGAAGAAGCCGAGAGUUUCCCUUGGAUGCAGUCGGCGGGCGGGCUGCCAGAUGCGGCCGAUCUAGACAGUAUUCUGGAACGACCCGAUAUGAAGCUGAGAAUACCGACACUUCACGUGCAUGGAUUGAAGGAUGAAGGUCUACAUCUGCACAGAAGACUCGUGCAAGAUUAUUGUGCUCCUGGCACAACUGAGCUCGUCGAGUGGGAUGGCGGUCAUCGCAUCCCUAUCAAAAAGGCCGACGUCGACAAAAUUGUGGACGCUUGGGUGGCGCUUGCCGACGAGUAUGGGAUAUAA
Messenger RNA from Exophiala dermatitidis NIH/UT8656, 756 nucleotides. RefSeq lists its product as uncharacterized. The transcript has a single exon. Gene Ontology annotation, cellular component: cytoplasm; nucleus. The record is from RefSeq and is a predicted model, not a curated record. Gene Ontology annotation, biological process: secondary metabolite biosynthetic process. The coding region runs from base 1 to 756 and encodes 251 amino acids. Lineage: Eukaryota; Fungi; Ascomycota; Eurotiomycetes; Chaetothyriales; Herpotrichiellaceae.